GCCAUGGCCGCAGUCAGCCGGGCACGGGUCGCCUACUUGCUGAAGCAACUGCAGAGCGCAGCAUGCCAAUGUCCAACUCAUUCUCAUACUUACUCCCAAGCUCCUGGACUUUCAGCUUCUGGGAAAACAACGGAUUAUGCCUUUGAGAUGGCUGUUUCAAAUAUUCGAUAUGGAGCAGGAGUUACAAAGGAAGUGGGCAUGGACCUGCAAAACAUGGGCGCUAAAAAUGUUUGUUUGAUGACAGACAAGAAUCUCUCCCAACUCCCUCCUGCACAAGCUGUUAUGGAUUCCUUAGUUAAGAAUGGGAUCAACUUUAAAGUCUAUGAUAGUGUGAGGGUGGAGCCAACAGAUGCAAGUUUCGUGGAAGCGAUUGAAUUUGCCAAAAAGGGAGCUUUUGAUGCCUUUGUGGCUGUAGGUGGCGGCUCCACCAUAGACACCUGUAAAGCCGCUAAUCUGUAUUCCUCAAGCCCUUACUCUGAGUUUCUGGAUUAUGUGAAUGCCCCCAUUGGGAAGGGAAAGCCUGUGUCCGUGCCUCUGAAACCUCUGAUUGCAGUCCCAACUACUUCAGGAACCGGGAGUGAAACUACAGGGGUGGCCAUUUUUGACUAUGAACACUUGAAAGUAAAAACUGGCAUUGCUUCAAGAGCCAUCAAACCCACACUGGGAUUGAUCGACCCUCUCCAUACCCUGCACAUGCCUCACUGGGUGGUGGCUAACAGUGGCUUCGAUGUGCUUUGCCACGCCCUGGAGUCCUACACUGCUCUCCCCUACCACCUGCGAAGUCCCUGCCCUUCCAGUCCUGUCACCCGACCAGCGUACCAGGGCAGCAACCCAAUCAGCGACAUUUGGGCAGUGCACGCACUGCAGAUCGUUGCUAAGUAUCUGAAAAGGGCUGUCAGAAAUCCUGACGAUCUUGAAGCAAGGUCUAAAAUGCACUUGGCGAGCGCUUUUGCUGGCAUCGGCUUUGGAAAUGCUGGUGUUCAUCUGUGCCAUGGAAUGUCCUAUCCAAUUUCAGGUUUAGUGAAGACAUAUAAGGCAAAGGAUUACAAUGUGGAUCACCCACUCGUGCCCCAUGGUCUGUCUGUGGUGCUAACCUCCCCAGCAGUGUUCACUUUUACGGCAGAGAUGUUUCUGGAGCGGCACCUGGAGGCAGCGGAAAUAUUGGGAGCUGAUAUCCGCACUGCCAGGCUCCAAGAUGCAGGGCUUAUUUUGGCAGACACGCUCCGGAAAUUCUUAUUUGAUCUGAAUGUUGAUGAUGGCCUAGCUGCCCUAGGCUACUCCAAGGCUGAUAUCCCUGCAUUGGUGAGAGGAACUCUACCCCAGGAAAGGGUCACCAAGCUUGCACCACGCCCUCAGUCCGAAGAGGAUCUGCAUGCUCUGUUUGAAGCUUCAAUGAAACUCUAUUAAUUUUCAUUUUUACUGAAAGUGUUACCAUUGGCCACAUUAGUUCUGAAAACAAUUCAUCUAGUUUUGUAUUUUCACCCCUAUGCAUAAUGGGCCUGCAAC
Molecule: messenger RNA, 1506 nt
Organism: Chrysochloris asiatica (Cape golden mole)
Lineage: Eukaryota; Metazoa; Chordata; Mammalia; Afrosoricida; Chrysochloridae
Gene: ADHFE1
Product: alcohol dehydrogenase, iron containing, 1
Exons: 14
Coding region: 4-1407 (467 amino acids)
Cellular component (GO): mitochondrion
Molecular function (GO): alcohol dehydrogenase (NAD+) activity; metal ion binding
Source: RefSeq, a predicted model, not a curated record